Molecule: messenger RNA, 1994 nt
Organism: Bufo bufo (common toad)
Lineage: Eukaryota; Metazoa; Chordata; Amphibia; Anura; Bufonidae
Gene: RHAG
Product: Rh associated glycoprotein
Exons: 10
Coding region: 84-1370 (428 amino acids)
Biological process (GO): ammonium transmembrane transport; ammonium homeostasis
Cellular component (GO): plasma membrane
Molecular function (GO): ammonium channel activity
Source: RefSeq, a predicted model, not a curated record
AAGCCAUUAAAUACAGGCUGCACACUCUCCUUUUAUCAGUUUCUUGCAGGACUUGACUAGAACAUAGUUACGUUGCUGUCAUCAUGGCGUAUGACACUAAUAUGAGGUUUAAAUUUUCUAUAUUGGCCAUCGGACUCCAGAUCCUGCUCAUAGUCUUAUUUGGGAUAUUUGUGCGAUACGACACGCAGGGGCACGCGACUUCUCAAAACGCCACUCGCAGUGAGUUUGUUGACUUGUAUCCGUUCUUUCAAGAUGUGCAUGUCAUGAUCUUCGUGGGUUUCGGGUUCUUGAUGACCUUUUUGAAAAGAUAUGGAUUCAGCAGCGUCGGCAUCAACUUACUUAUUGCAGCUUUUGGUCUUCAGUGGGGAACACUAAUGCAAGGACUGUGGCACUUACAUGGGGGGAAGAUUGAAAUUGGCAUCAAAAGUAUGAUAAAUGCGGACUUCAGCACCGCUACAGUGUUAAUUUCUUUCGGAGCUGUGCUGGGGAAGACGAGUCCACUGCAGAUGCUUAUUAUGGCCAUAUUUGAGAUAACCAUAUUUGCAUGUAAUGAACAUCUUGUGGCCUUCCUUGGGGCUACAGAUGUUGGUGCAUCUAUGGUCAUUCACGCAUUUGGAGCAUAUUUCGGAUUGGCUGCUUCAGCUGUUCUGUAUCGAUCUGGGCUGAAAAAUGGACAUGAACAUGAAGGCUCUGUUUAUCACUCAGAUUUAUUUGCGAUGAUUGGAACCCUCUUUCUGUGGAUGUUUUGGCCAAGCUUUAAUUCAGCCAUUGCUGAUCAUGGAGCAAACCAAGAGAUGGCCAUUAUUAACACUUACUUCUCGCUGGCGGCCUGUGUGCUUACUGCUUAUGCCUUCUCCAGCUUGGUAGAACACAAAGGAAAGUUUGACAUGGUUCAUAUCCAGAAUGCCACCCUGGCUGGAGGUGUCGCAGUAGGUACCUGUGCUGACAUGAAUAUUGGACCUUUUGGAGCAAUGACUAUUGGUUUUCUUGCUGGAAUAAUCUCUACUUUGGGAUUCAAGUUCUUAACUCCAAUUUUCGCUUCCAAGCUUCGGAUUCAAGACACAUGUGGUGUACACAACCUGCAUGGUUUACCAGGAAUUUUAGGUGGGAUCGCAGGUGUUGUAGCCACAGCCGUUGGGGCGAAACCCAACUAUUCUCCUGUUAUUCAAGGAGCUGCUUUGGCUGCCACCUUUGCUGUCGCUGUUGUUGGAGGUGUCAUUACAGGCUUCAUAUUAAAGUUGCCAUUCUGGGGGCAACCACCUGAUCAGAACUGCUAUGAUGAUACCAUAUACUGGGAGGUUCCCCUUGAGGAGGAAGAACCUGAAAACCAUUAUCAGGGAGAACAUGGCAAAAUCAGAGUUGAUGCAUAAUGUCACCACAGUAUCUCUUCUGGAAAAAAAAGAAAACCAUAGGCUUUAUACAAAAUAGAUAGGUCUGAAAGUCAUCUAAUAAGCUUGUUAUAUGUUAGUUAUGACCCUGAAUUCGGCAGUUACUAAAGGUACCAUACUUUAUGCUAUUUUAUAAUAGAUACCAUUGACCUCUGAAGUAUCACAGAUGCUUCCUUCUUUAAUUAUAAAACAUUGUCUGGAGCAAACUGGGGCUAAUCUAUUGUGUAUAAAGCCAUGAAGUGAGUCUCCAUCAAAGCAUUAUGUAAUUUUUAGAUUCAACAUUACUUGCUGAUUACUUUUAUAAUUUUUUUUUUUUUUUUUUGUGGUCAGAGAUCAGUUGUUAUUAUAGAUUCCCAAACUCCUUGCCAAAACUGUGAAUAAAUAACAAAAAAAAAAUCAUAAUUACCUACAGCUACCAUUAGGGGGAGCUUAAAAGUUUAAUGCAUACUGUGUUAUCAUGAAGUCCAAUGUAUAAACUGUAAACAGUAAGCUUCUAAGCUCCCUCUAGUGGCAGCCAGAAUAUUUUAAUUUUAGUUCUAUGCAAAGGAUUUGGAACCCUGACCGCUUUAACGAUAUAUUAAAAAAUAAAUCAGAAUUUUGCAUCUA